This is a messenger RNA of Cuscuta campestris, 1903 nucleotides long. NCBI's taxonomy places the organism in Eukaryota, Viridiplantae, Streptophyta, Magnoliopsida, Solanales, Convolvulaceae. The record is from the annotation of a GenBank genome assembly.
CCCUACCUCUCACUUCACAUUUCCGCGGCUUCUUCUUCGUCUCAUUCUCUGCAUCGCUUCUUCUUCCCAUUCUCGCGACAAAUGCAUCUCUUUCUACGUACGGAAUUAGGGAUCUAAUGCUAAUACCCAAACGGCCAAACCAGCAGUCCAUCUAUUCAUCCACACAUCUCCGGAUCUGGCGAUAGCCGAUUAGCUUCUUCGAUCCUUACAGUCGAUCGGUAGCCUCUCCCUCUCUGGACGGACCGACGGACUUCCGACCUCAGCAAAAAGAAGCCACCACAGCAACUUCUAGGGGGUAAAGAUACAACCAAAAUCAAUAAAGAUUAGAAGGUCAAUCGCCCAAUCCCACUUAAAUCAGCUUUGCCGGAGCUUAGGAUCGAAGGUCGUCGAAAGAAAAGAGGUUAGGAACGGAGGUCGCUGGAGGAGAAGAAAUAAAAUUAUGAGUACUGCAAAUUGAAUUUUAUUUUAAGACAAAUACUUGAUUUUUUUUCCUGAAACAACUGAAUAAUGUUGAAAACCAGGUGAGGUUCAGCUUGAUACUUGACCAUGUUGAUCCCAGUGGAAUGUGGAAGAAUUGCAAGAGGGGUUUAGCAACAUGCCAACCUCAUUAGCUCAACACCAUACAAGGGAAGGUGCCCGAUGCAAUUACAGUUUUUUUUAUUUUUUUUAGAAAAUUAGAACACCAAAGGCAUCAGUUGUAGCUAAACAAUUGAUGCCAAUACCUCCUUUUUAUUAAUAUUCAAAAAACAAGUAUAGCAAAGACAUUGAUUGUUUAGAAACAACCGAUGCUAAUACUCUUUUUUUAAUUAAUAAAAUAGCAAAGGCAUUGGUUGUUUAGAAACAACCGAUGCUAAUACUCUUUUUUUAAUUAAUAAAUAGCAAAGGCAUUAGUUGUUUAGAAACAACUGAUGCUAAUACUCUUUUUUAAUUAAUAAAGUAGAAAAGGCAUCAGUUGUGUCAAAGCGAUGCAAUUGAAUUGGACCAAUUGCAUCGCUUGUAUUUGCAUCGGUACAAAACCGAUGCUUAAAGUACAAAAUAACCAAUGCCUUUGCCCUGGUAUGUACUAGUAAUGAAAAGUGAAUAUGAAAUUGUUUUAUUAAAUGAAGUAAACAAAGUAAGUAUUAGUUAUAAAUUCAAACUUAUAAAAGUGGAGAUGACAAAUGUACAGUAAAAUAAUACCUUUGAAUGUAUUAUUAAAAACACUUUUAUAGUAUUAUGUUAUCUAGUUUUCCUAUGUUAAUUGGUAUUACUCUGCGAAUAUUGUAUUAAAAUUCAAAGUCCACUAAUUUAGACACUAUUAGUGUCGAUUUACACGUGACGAUUACAUUAUAUUAUUUUAAACUUUAUUGCUUCUUUUUGCAUAGUGUAGGUAUCAAACAGAAAUGGAAUUGGAGAAGAACCUGGAGCCGCAGCCGCAUCAGACAAAAAUGGAAACAGAGAAGAAUCUGGAGGCGCAUCAGACACAAUUGGAAUCGGAGAAGAAUCUGGAGGCAAAUGAGGUGCCCCUACAGUUGCAGCAGGGUGCAGGAUUUGCCUAUCUACGCCCGUUCGUCCAAGUUCCUCUCUAUGUCCUUCAGUCGUUGCCGCCUCCGGUGUUUGGCUACUUUCCGUUCUACUUCUUGCAGGCUCCACAGCCAUUUUCACCCUACUAUGUGACGGAUUGGGGCAACACGUGUUCCAAGCUGGCCUGCGGCCCCAGCCCGUGCCGAGCUUGCAGCCCCCGCCCAUGUUGAGCUUGCCGCAAUAUGUGUUUCGACAAAAACCAUCCGGACUGGCUGAGCCCCACAUUGUUGGCUGCUUCAUGUAGCCUGAGUCUUUGACUCUAGCAACAUAUGCACUUACUCUCACGAUAAGCGUGAUUUAAAGUUUAAUGUAGUAUUCUUAAUAAUUGGUUUUAUAUUAC